Sphenostylis stenocarpa is the source of this 1209-nucleotide messenger RNA. The record is from the annotation of a GenBank genome assembly. Lineage: Eukaryota; Viridiplantae; Streptophyta; Magnoliopsida; Fabales; Fabaceae.
AUGGCAGCAUCGACAGAGGUUGAGAAGAAGAAUCUGAAAGAGGAGCCGGAACAAGUUGUGAAUCCAUGGGAGGUCUCUUCCAAAGGCAAAAUCGAUUACGACAAGCUCAUCGACCGUUUUGGUUGCCAGAAGCUCGACGACACUCUCAUUUCGCGCCUUGAACGCCUCACCUCGCGCGCUCCGCACGUCUUUCUACGACGCGGUGUUUUCUUCGCCCACCGCGAUUUUGCGGAUAUUCUGGACGCGUACGAGAGAGGCGAUAAAUUCUACUUGUACACCGGACGCGGACCUUCUUCCGAAGCGUUGCACUUGGGGCAUUUGAUUCCCUUCAUGUUCACUAAGUAUUUGCAAGAUGUGUUUAAGGUUCCUCUGGUUAUACAGCUCACUGAUGAUGAAAAGUUCUUCUGGAAAAAUCUUACUGUAGAGGAGUGCCGAAGACUUGCAAGGGAGAAUGCAAAGGAUAUUAUUGCUUGUGGUUUUGACAUUUCAAAGACGUUCAUCUUUUCUGAUUUUAAUUAUGUUGGCGGUUCCUUCUAUAAGAACAUGUGUGAGGUUGCAACACGUGUGACUUAUAACCAGGCAGUUGGCAUCUUUGGUUUUGCUGGGGAAGACCAUAUUGGAAAAGUUAGUUUUCCACCUGUGCAGGCUGUUCCAUCAUUUCCUAGUUCAUUUCCUCACCUAUUUUCUGGAAAAGAGAAUCUCCGGUGUUUAAUUCCUUGUGCAAUUGACCAGGAUCCAUAUUUUAGAAUGACGCGUGAUGUUGCUCCGCGAAUGGGUUUCAACAAGCCAGCCCUCAUUGAAUCAUUAUUUUUCCCUGCAUUACAGGGGGAAACAGGAAAAAUGUCUGCCAGUGAUCCCAACUCUGCAAUAUAUGUGACUGAUUCUGCAAAAGAUAUAAAGAACAAGGUAAACAAGCAUGCGUUUUCUGGUGGGCAAGAUUCUGUUGAAAAACAUAGGCAAUUGGGGGCAAAUCUUGAGGUAGAUAUACCAAUUAAAUACCUAACUUUUUUCCUAGAAGAUGAUGCUGAACUCGAACACAUCAAGAAGGAAUAUGGAGAAGGGCGCAUGCUAACUGGUGAGGUAAAGCAACGGCUAAUUCAAGUCUUGACUGAACUAGUGGAAAGACAUCGUAGGGCUCGAGCUUCUGUGACUGAAGAGAUGGUGGAUGCAUUUAUGGCUGUCAGACCACUUCCCCACAUGUUUGACUAG